AUGCUGCAAAGAGGAAACACGAUUGUGACAAUACCGGAGGAUGGAGAAAAAGAUGAACUCAACACCGGUCGAAAGGCUCCUCCAAAAAUGACUCGUCGUUAUUCAUUGGUGCAUCAAGCGAGCAUUGAAAGAUUUGCGAAUGAAGGAUUGAAAAGAGGGAAUACGGUGAAAAGGAGACAACAAUUGCAAGGAGGGAUACCACAUGGGAAACAGAUUUUGCAACGUUUAAACGACGAGGGAGUGGAUUUGAUUUGGGCGGCCGAUUGCACGAGUCGCAUUCAUUUUGCCGCCAUUUUGACGAGCUCAGGUGAGAUCCCUUGUUUCAUGCGAACAAUUCUCGAUUCAUUCACCAAAAAUGGGAUAUCGAUUGAGCAUUUGGAGACACGGCCACAUAAAAGAAAACAAAUGAAAACGGGAAUGGAAAAAGCGGCAGAUGGCUGGGAUAUCAUCUGUGAGUGUGUUGCCACGAAAGAUCAACUCCUCGCUGCGGCGACAGAAUUGGUGACAUCACAUGAAGAUUUAAAGAAUAUUUCAAUCUAUAAAUCGGAUAAAGGAGAAGAAAUCCCUUGGUUUCCCCGUCACAUCUCGGAAUUGGAUCAAUGCUCAAAAUGUGUCACCAAAUAUGAGCCAACAACUGAUCCAAGACAUCCAGGCCACGGUGAUGCGACUUAUAUUGCCCGUCGACAAUUCCUCAACGAUCAAGCAGUCAAUUUUCGACAUGGAGAUCCGAUUCCAUAUGUCGAAUAUACAAAAGAAGAGCACGCAACAUGGAAAGCUGUGUACGAGAAGUUGAAAACUCUACAUGAAAGUCAUACAUGUCUUUCCUAUCGAAAGAAUCUCAAAAUGUUAGAAGAAGAAGGAGUUUUGACAGCAGAAAAAAUACCACAAAUUGUUGAUGUGAACAAAUAUUUGAUGAGGAAGACCGGUUUUAUGCUUCGUCCAUGCAGUGGUUUGUUAUCUGCUCGUGAUUUCUUGGCCAGUCUGGCUUACCGUGUUUUUCAGACAACAACCUAUUUGCGUCAUCACGGCUCUCCGCAUCACUCGCCUGAACCCGAUUUAGUGCAUGAACUUCUUGGCCAUGUUCCAAUGUUUUCCGAUCCAUUGAUCGCUCAAAUGAGCCAAGAUAUUGGAUUGAUGUCAUUAGGGGCAACGGAUGAUCAAAUCGAGAAAUUGGCUACAGUUUACUGGUUCAUAAUCGAGUUCGGUUUGUGUCGAGAGGACGGAAAAUUGAAAGCUAUUGGAGCUGGGCUACUUUCAGCGUAUGGAGAAUUGAUGCACGCUUGUUCCGAUGUUCCCGAUCAUAAAGAAUUCGAUCCUCGUGUGACCGCCGUUCAAACAUAUGAAGAUAGUGAUUAUCAACCAUUAUAUUUUGUCGCUCAUUCACUACAGGAUGCGCUUAUUAAAUUACGUGAAUACGCUUCCUCGAUGCCUCGUUCCUAUGGUGUAAUCUACGAUCCAUUAACCCAAUCAGUUCGGCUCAUCAAAAAAGUCGAAGAUGUGGCGCCGGCAUUUGAACGUUUUCACUUGGAUCUCUCCGGAAUCAUGCAAUCACUCCAUGUCGGCAAUCGAACAAAAGCAUCUAAUUUUUCAAAG
Molecule: messenger RNA, 1593 nt
Organism: Mesorhabditis belari
Lineage: Eukaryota; Metazoa; Nematoda; Chromadorea; Rhabditida; Rhabditidae
Source: the annotation of a GenBank genome assembly